UUAUCAAAAUGUCUACAACCUCUUCAAAGAAACAGAAACCGAAGAAAACAAGAACGACCAGAUUGUCAGUGAAGAGAAAUGAUUGUGGAAGUGAGUCAAUGGAGGAUACUAUUCAUGAUCAAACAGCAUCAACCACUCCAAUGGGAACUGUAGAGCAGCCAGACACCGAAAAGGAAGGCAAGGGACAAGAUGAAGGGUUUACAGUUCCAUGUUCACAGAAGAUUGUUCCAACUUUCAAGAAAGAAAAAAGAGCAGCAAAGAAGAUGUGUCAAGAUGAAAAUGGCAUUCCAACAAAACGUUUGAAAGCAGCAAACAAGUGUAAGAAAUCUAACAACACAGUCACUACUGUCCAACUACAAGAACAAAAGGAUCAGAUUGAAGAUCUGACAAACAAAAAUCUACCACAAGUAAGGGUGGAGAGGUUGAAGGAUCACAAUAUCCAAGGCAACCAACAACUGAAUACUGAAUUAGAUAUUAUCACCAAGAUGAUAAACAGCAGCUCUGGGGAACAGUCUGAAGGUGACAAGGAACCACUCAACAGAUGGCAUAAUAAUCAGAAAUGUAAUGAUAUUGGUGAGAAGACAGAACCUGUUAAAGGACCAGAAGAGCAUGGCAUUAUUCAAAACAAUGAGACAAACCAUGGUGGAUUACACUCCAAUAUGCAACGAGCUGAGAAACCUGUAGGGAACCUGAUAGAUAUUAACCUAAAAUCCAAAGAAGUUUCAACAGAGGAGCGUAUUUGUGAUGAAAAUCCUACAGCAGACCGUGGUUGUAUUCUCAUAUCACAAAUGGCCACAGAGAAUCACAGCAAAAUUCUCAACAAAGAUAUGGGUGUUAUUGAGGACAUAAACAAUCAAAGUAUAGGCCAAGAAGUUGAAAUCAAUUCUGAAAAUCAAAGCCAACCUCUUUUAUUGACAACUGAUCAAAUCAACAAGGCUUCAAUGAACAGUGUUCCAACACUUCAAACCAUCACUACAAGAGCCAUAGAAAAACAUACAAGAAAACUGGAACCACCAACCAAAGAGAAGGACCAGAUAAAACGAGACUCUAGGAUAGUCAAACAGGGCUCCUACUGUAUUCCAGGACUACAGUCCAUUGCUACAGGAUCCAAGGAAGAGGAUCGAGAGGGAGUGAAUAGUACAACACAGGUUACAGCCAAAUCUUGUGACCUGGGGACAAAAGCUUCUUCUAGAAAGGUCAAGAAAGACAUUUCUACUACAGAGAACACAGAGAAGAAUACAAAAGAUACAGAGGCUGAUGCCAUUCCAAACCUUACAAUAGACAGAAGUAGCAAAACCGUUGCCAACCUUAUACUGGACCAGACUUCUGUGGAGAGCGAAGAAGCGGCGACACAAGGCAUGACUACAUCGGUGGGUAUGGAGGAAGAGAAACAUAACAUGGCUACAUUGGAGGGUAUGGAGGAAGAGAUAAAAGGCUUGACUACAUCAGAGGAUAUGGCGGAAGAGACACAUAACAUGGCUAAGUUAGAGGGUAUGGAGGAAGAGAUACAAGGCAUGACUACAGUAGAGGGUACGGAGGAAGAGAUACAAGGCAUGACUACAGUACAGGGUACGGAGGAAGAGACACAUAACAUGACUACAGUACAGGGUACGGAGGAAGAGACACAUAACAUGACUACAGUACAGGGUACGGAGGAAGAGACACAUAACAUGACUACAGUACAGGGUACGGAGGAAGAGAUACAAGGCAUGACUACAGUAGAGGGGUACGGAGGAAGAGACACAUAA
This is a messenger RNA of Pecten maximus, 1748 nucleotides long. RefSeq lists its product as uncharacterized. The transcript is spliced from 6 exons. Lineage: Eukaryota; Metazoa; Mollusca; Bivalvia; Pectinida; Pectinidae. The coding region runs from base 9 to 1748 and encodes 579 amino acids. The record is from RefSeq and is a predicted model, not a curated record.